AGGGCUUCUGCACCGCUAUGAGAGGGGCCUACGGUCCACUGCUCGGGGCACGGGUUGUGCAAGGAACUACUGUGCAAACAAGUGUCCUCCAUCGCCUGUCUUUGAUCUGGCGAGGUAUCGAACCUUUCGUCUUCCUUGGAGCAGCUGUUGGUUUGGGUUGGGCAGCAUGGAAGUACUACGAUCGUAAAGCGGCUAUGCGCACCUACGGACGCCACCUGACCGGGAAGACAGUUGGACUGGUUGUCGGACGUGAUGAUGAGAUCGACCGUGUUAUUUCCAUCCUCUGCCGCAAGACCAAGAACUGUGCUGCGCUAGUAGGCCACGCGGGGGUUGGCAAGACAGCCAUUGCAGAGGGCCUCGCGCAGCGCAUCGCUACCGGCAAGGUACCCGCUGCGCUUGCCGGGGCACGUGUCGUGGAGAUCGACCUCGGGGCCAUGGUUGCCGGGACUGUGAUGCGCGGUAUGUUUGAGGAGCGAAUGAAGAGCGUGAUAAAGCAGGCGGAGAAUGCGUGCGGCAAGAUAAUUCUCUUCAUUGAUGAGAUGCACGUGCUUCCUCAUGCUGGUGAUAGCCACGGAAAUACAGAUGCUUCCAGCUUGUUGAAGCCGGCUUUAGCCCGUGGACGUAUCCGCUGUGUUGGUGCGACGACUUUUGAUGGUUAUCGCAAUUACAUUGAGAAGGAUCCUGCACUCGAGCGGCGAUUCCAGAAGGUGCACAUCGAGGAGCCAAGCGCGCAGGCGACAAUUGGCAUUCUGCGGGGGCUAAAGCAGCAGUACGAACAGCAUCAUGGCUUGGAAAUCCAAGAUGCUGCUCUUGUUGCUGCUGCGCAGCUUGCUGCCCGCUACAUUACUGGUCGUCAAUUUCCAGAUAAGGCAAUUGAUCUGAUUGAUGAGGCGUGCACUGCCACAAUAAAAAGGGCGAUCUCUGCAAAUUCAGUGAAGGGAGCAGCUGUUGUACCAAAUGAUGUUGCACAAGUUGUGAGCCAAUGGACUGGAAUUCCUGUCUGUACACUUGAGCAAGAAGAGAAGGAUAAGUUAAUCCACCUAGCAGACAGGCUGCACGAGCGAGUUGUUGGCCAGGAUGAAGCGGUAAAUUUGGUUGCAGAAACAGUGCUAUGUUCUAUGGCUGGCCUUGAUCAUCCCGGCCAACCCAUAGGAUCUUUCCUCUUCUUGGGCUCAACUGGUGUUGGAAAGACAGAGCUUGCAAAAGCUCUCGCCGAACAGCUAUUUGGCAGUGAGAAGAUGUUGGUUCGCUUUGACAUGUCUGAAUAUGUUGGCAGUGGAUCUAUUUCGCGCCUCAUUGGAGCACCCCCAAGCCAUGAUGGCUAUGAUGACGGUGGGCAACUGACUGAGAAAGUUAGGAAUCGCCCAUACAGUGUCAUCCUUUUUGAUGAGGUGGAGAAGGCAGAUCCCUCGGUGUUGAACAUUUUUAUUCAACUUCUUGAUGAUGGUGUGUUGACCGAUGGCAAAGGACGGACUGUAGAUUUCAAGAAUACCAUCAUCAUUAUGACCUCAAAUCUAGGAGCAGAGCACCUCAUGGCAGGAAUGGCUGGAGAAAUCACAAUGGAUGCUGCACGUGACCUUUUGAUGAAACAGGUUCAAAAACAUUUCAAACCUGAGUUCCUCAACAGGCUGAGUGAGAUUGUGGUAUUUGAGCCGCUCUUGCAUGACAAACUGAAGGAGAUUGUGAAAAUCCAAAUGAAGAGCGUCAUUGCCAGGGUGGCUGACAAGGGCAUCUCUCUUUUUGCAAGUGAUGCUGCGUUGGAUGUCAUUUUAUCGGAAUCAUACAACCCAAUGUAUGGUGCAAGGCCCAUAAGGAGAUGGUUGGAGAAGAAUGUGAUGACUGAGCUGUCCCAAAUGCUUGUGAGGGGUGAGACCAGUGAAGGCUCGACGAUCACCAUCGGUGCUACGGAUGACAAGAAUAAGCUCAAGUAUGAAGUAGCGAAGAAGGCCGAACUUUCCGGUGUCGUCUGCAACACUGACAACGGUGGUAUGGCGGCCAUGAAUCAGCUUUUGGGAAAUUUCCCCCAGAAUCAGCUUCCUCCAGAAUCAGCCGCCGAGUUCUUCUCUGAGAUUGUGGUAUGA
Messenger RNA from Hordeum vulgare subsp. vulgare (domesticated barley), 2081 nucleotides. RefSeq names its product chaperone protein ClpB1-like. The transcript is spliced from 7 exons. Gene Ontology annotation, biological process: cellular response to heat. The record is from RefSeq and is a predicted model, not a curated record. Gene Ontology annotation, cellular component: cytoplasm. Lineage: Eukaryota; Viridiplantae; Streptophyta; Magnoliopsida; Poales; Poaceae. The coding region runs from base 18 to 2081 and encodes 687 amino acids. Gene Ontology annotation, molecular function: ATP hydrolysis activity; ATP binding.